AUGAUGUCAAUACCAUUUAUGGAUCAAUCAGUUACAUCAAUAACAUCUUCAUCAACACAUUUUGAUUCAACAUCUCGUCGUCAAUCAUAUUCUCCUAUAUCAACAUCAUCGUCAUCAUUACCUGUAUGGAAAUCUUAUUUAUAUAAUUUACAAAUGCAAGCACCAAAACCAAAUCCAAUUAUAUGUCGAACUUCUCAAUCACGCCGUCCAAAACAAUAUGGUUUAGAAUUUCAUGGUCUUUUAUCACGUACCGAAGCUGAUCAAUUAAUGUCAACAUCUAUGGAUGGUUCAUAUCUUGUACGUGAAUCAUUAAAUCCACCAAAUUCAUAUACAUUAGUAAUAAAAUUUAAUGGUGAAAUAAAAAAUUAUAAAUUAUUUUUUGAUUCUCAAACAUCAACACAUUAUGUUGGUGAAAAACAUUUUGAUACAUUAAAUGAUCUUGUACAUGAUGGUUUAAUAUCAUUUUAUUUGGAAUCAAAAGCAAGUGAUUAUAUUGCAUUAAUGGCAUGUGAUUCACAAUGUUAUACUAAUGAAAGUCCAUAUGGACAAUAUAAACAACAAUUAUUACAUCGUGUACAAAUACAAAAUAAUAAUUCGAAUCAAAAUGAAAAUAAAGAUACACCAACAAAUCGUUCAAUAACACAAUCUCAAUCACAGAUUGAUCAAACGACACUUGAUUAUCUUUUACCAUCAUCUCGUAACUCAUCGAUUGUACCACAACGUACAUCAUUGAUAAAUAAUAAUUCAACAACGACAACAAAUCUUCCACAAAAGCUUCCAUCAUCCAAUCCAUUAUUUUUUGAUCGUAUACUUAUAAUGCAAGCAGAAAAAGCACAUAAUUUUAAAAUACAUUCAUUUAAAGGACCACAUUGGUGUGAUUAUUGUGCCAAUUUUCUUUGGGGUCUUGUACAACAAGGUGUUAAAUGUGCUGAUUGUGGUUUUGAAGCACAUAAACGUUGUUCAGAAAAAGUUCCACAAGACUGUGUACCACAAAUGAAAUAUUUAAAAUCAAUAUUUGGUGUUGAUUUAACAACUUUAAUUAAAGCAACAACACCAGCCUCAUCAGUUGCAUCAUUAACACCGAUUGUACUUGAAAAAUGUAUAAAUGAAAUUGAAUCACGUCCAUAUGCACUUGAUACAGAAGGUAUCUAUCGAAUUGCUGGAUUUUCUGAUACAGUUGAAGAAAUCAAAUUAGCAUUUGAACGUGAUUGUGAUCAUGUUGAUUUAUCUCAAGAACGAUAUCCUGAUAUUCAUGCAAUAACUUGCGUGUUAAAAUUAUAUUUAAGACAAUUACCUAUUCCACUUAUUACUUUUGAUAUUCAUACACAAUUACUUGAACUUCGUCCAUCAUCAUUAUGUGUAAAAACCAUUCGUCCCAUAAUUCGUCGUUUACCACCAGCUCAUUUUCAUACAUUAAAAUAUUUAUGUGAACAUUUACUUAAAGUAUCUCAUCAUUCAAUGCGUAAUCAAAUGACAAUUGAAAAUUUAUCAAUUGUAUUUGCACCAACAAUAAUGCGUUCAGAAAAUCCUGAUCCCAUGAUUGGAUUAAAAAAUUCUAAAUCUAUUCAACGUUUACUUGAAAUUAUUAUUGAACAAACACAUGAUAUAUUUUCUUCUUAA
Molecule: messenger RNA, 1620 nt
Organism: Rotaria sp. Silwood1
Lineage: Eukaryota; Metazoa; Rotifera; Eurotatoria; Philodinida; Philodinidae
Source: the annotation of a GenBank genome assembly